AUGCUGGCCUCACGCGCACUACUCACCAAGGGCUCUGCCACCGUCCUCAGCCGCCAGCCUGCCUGCCUGGCACACCAGGGGGACUGGGGCAACUGGGGCAACACCAACAUUGCAGUGGUGUAUUCAGGCUGUGGCUGGUGGGAUGGCACUGACGUGCAUGAAGCUACAUACACCAUGUAUCACCUGAGCCGUAAUGGCGCACGUUUCCAGAUCUUCGCUCCAAACCAGCAGCAGAUGCACGUGAUGGACCACAUGAAGAAACAGCCCUCCUCUGGAGAGAACAGGAACAUGAUGAUGGAGUCCGCCCGCUUCAGCCACGGGCAGGGCAUGAUGCAGAUCCAGGACCUGUCACGACUGGACGUCAACACCUUCGACGCCGUCAUCUUUCCUGGAGGACACGGCAUCGUUAAGAACCUGUCCACCUUCAACAAAGAAGGCAAGGACUGCAAGCUACACAGCGAUGUGGAGAGGGUCCUGAAAGACUUCCACAAAAACCGUAAACCCAUCGGCCUGUCCAGCAUGGCACCCCUGCUGGCGUGCCGCGUGCUGCCCAGUCUGGAGGUCACUAUGGGCUACGAGCGGGACGAGAGCUCCCGCUGGGGCAACUGGCCCAACACCAACAUGGUGCAGGCCGUCAAGAGCAUGGGCGCCCGCCACAACGUCCGCGAGCCCUACGAGGCCUAUGUGGACGAGAAGAACCGCGUGAUCAGCACACCCACCUUCAUGUGGGAGACGGACUACCACUACCACUACAUCUUCGACGGCAUCGGCAACAUGGUCAAGCACGUCAUGCGCAUGUCCGCCAAAUAA
Molecule: messenger RNA, 810 nt
Organism: Sardina pilchardus (European sardine)
Lineage: Eukaryota; Metazoa; Chordata; Actinopteri; Clupeiformes; Clupeidae
Gene: gatd3l
Product: glutamine amidotransferase class 1 domain containing 3, like
Exons: 7
Coding region: 1-810 (269 amino acids)
Cellular component (GO): mitochondrion
Source: RefSeq, a predicted model, not a curated record